AUGCUGGGCGCACUCGGUCAGGCGCUGAAUAGCGUCCACUUCGGCUCUCACGAGCGCAAGGUGAAAGGGUAUCUCAAUGAAGCCACUCCAGGUCACCCUCGCCCCCAAAUAAGGGAGGUCCAGGAUCUCUGGACCAUAUUCGACGCCGUUUGUGUCGAAGACUCCUCCCACCAGCGAUGUAAGUUGACCCGCCAGAAAGAUCUUCUCUCGAAACUAAGGUGUAGCUUAGACUGGAACGUGACCAGUUUUCGGAAACAUAUAGAGAGAGAGCACCCGGAUGUGGUCUCCUCUGAGGCCGUGGUCCAACUGUUGUGGAGAUGUUUCCUCUACUUUGCCUAUCACCCAUUUCCCCGCGAUGUCACCAAUAGUGCUCAAGUCGAUUCGAGCGGCUUCCAACGCGCUGUUUCACUUCUAGCCGCCCAAGGGACUGAUAUCUUGGGCACCCAGGAGGAAGGGGAUUAUUUCUGGCGCCACGACGACGCUUUCUUCCACACAGCUGAUUACAAAAGAACCCUUAGAAGCAUUGGCCUUCCAGAUGAUAUAAACAACCAGCCCACAGAUUCAGGUCUGGAGGAGGACGUCAUGGAUGUUUUAGCUAUGACGCAGCCGCAAUCGGUGAGCUUGGCUCCAUCACCAGAUCAGCUAGGACCUGCAGCUCGAAAGCUGCUUGAUGAAGGUCCGACUCGGACUCAAUAUCGGGUGGCUCGCAGGGAUCUCUCAACUUUGUUGAGCUUGCUUCUACGGCUGAGGCUGUACAAAGCGAAAUGGGGUUCAUACUUCCAUUAUGGCACUUUCGACAGCGCCGAGCCUGGCGACGAAAAAUUGGCCAACAUCCUGGUCAAUGGACUGGGCGAGGUCCGUGAUGGAGAGAAUCUUACAUCCAAGCAACUUCUCAGGGCAAUGGAUCUGCUGGUAUGUAUGGAUAGAUGCAGCGGAGUAUCGGGGGCGUCUCUGACUUUUCAUAGCCAAACUUGA
Messenger RNA from Penicillium lagena, 975 nucleotides. RefSeq lists its product as uncharacterized. The record is from RefSeq and is a predicted model, not a curated record. Lineage: Eukaryota; Fungi; Ascomycota; Eurotiomycetes; Eurotiales; Aspergillaceae. Bases 1 to 975 code for a protein of 324 amino acids. The transcript has 2 exons.